Acromyrmex echinatior (Panamanian leafcutter ant) is the source of this 1827-nucleotide messenger RNA. It is a transcript of the gene slmb, whose product is annotated as beta-transducin repeat containing E3 ubiquitin protein ligase slmb. The record is from RefSeq and is a predicted model, not a curated record. Lineage: Eukaryota; Metazoa; Arthropoda; Insecta; Hymenoptera; Formicidae. Gene Ontology annotation, molecular function: protein dimerization activity.
AUGUACGAGGACAACAUCUCAGGAAGACAAAAGAGUCAGGAGAGCGUAGAUUCGACACGAGUUCGCAAUACCGUUAUACCGGGAGCACUUGAAGCGUUUUCAGGUGAUCGCACUGCCGCGCAUCAGCCGCUAGAUAGACUCUAUCCAAUGACGACUGUACUUUACGAUCCCAGUUGUAAGAAGGAACCAUCUACGGGAGCAUCUACGCAAUACGGACAGGAGAAAGAAAUCUGCAUGAAACUGUUCGAAAGAUGGAGCGAAUCAGAACAAGUGCAGUUUGUCGAACACCUGUUAGCACGAAUGUGUCAUUAUCAGCACGGACACAUCAACGCGUAUUUAAAACCGAUGCUGCAGAGAAACUUUAUUUCACUUUUGCCGAAAAAAGGAUUGGACCACGUGGCAGAAAAUAUUCUGUCUUACCUUGACGCAAAAUCACUUGUUUCUACAGAACUAGUAUGCAAGGAAUGGCAUAGGGUUAUUAGUGAAGGAAUGCUUUGGAAAAAACUGAUUGAACGUAAAGUUCGAACGAAUUCAGUUUGGAGAGGUUUAGCUGAAAGGAGAGGAUGGAUACAAUAUCUUUUUAAACCGAAACCAGGCGAGGCCCAUCCCAAUCAUAAUUUCUACAGAUCUCUUUACCCAAAAAUUGUCAAAGACAUCGAAAGUAUGGAGAACAACUGGAGAAUGGGUCGAUUCACUCUUCAAAGAAUUAAUUGUCGUAGUGAGAACUCUAAAGGUGUUUAUUGUCUGCAAUAUGACGAUCAGAAGAUAGUUUCCGGACUUCGAGACAACACGAUUAAGAUCUGGGACAGAAAUACUUUACAGUGUAUCAAGGUGUUGACAGGCCAUACGGGUUCUGUGCUUUGUUUACAGUAUGAUGAUAAAGCUAUAAUAUCCGGUUCCUCAGACAGUACCGUGAGAGUUUGGGACGCUACUACAGGCGAGAUGGUUAACACAUUAAUUCAUCAUUGUGAGGCAGUACUGCAUCUUAGAUUUAACAAUGGCAUGAUGGUAACUUGCUCAAAGGAUCGUUCUAUAGCAGUCUGGGAUAUGACAUCGCAGACAGAAAUUGCAUUGAGAAGAGUAUUAGUAGGGCACAGAGCAGCAGUGAACGUAGUUGACUUUGAUGAGAAGUAUAUUGUUUCUGCCAGUGGUGAUAGAACUAUCAAAGUAUGGAACACCUCUAAUUGCGAAUUUGUGCGAACGUUGAACGGACAUAAACGCGGCAUAGCGUGUUUGCAAUAUAGAGAUCGCUUAGUAGUUAGUGGCAGUAGUGAUAAUACUAUACGACUGUGGGACAUCGAGUGCGGCGCUUGCUUACGUGUUUUAGAAGGGCACGAAGAAUUAGUGAGAUGUAUUCGAUUCGAUAGUAAACACAUCGUCAGCGGUGCUUAUGAUGGAAAAAUCAAAGUUUGGGAUCUUGUAGCCGCUCUUGAUCCUCGUGCUGUUGCUAGUACUUUAUGUUUACGCACUUUAGUGGAGCACACCGGGCGUGUGUUUCGUCUUCAAUUUGACGAAUUCCAAAUAGUUUCAUCAUCUCACGAUGAUACGAUACUAAUUUGGGAUUUUCUUAAUUACAAUCCGUCAAGCGGAAGUGUAUGCAGUGGACGCCUGCCGAUGGAUGGAGCGCCGAACCAAGCCGAUACUAGAUCUCCUUCCCCAUUUGAGUGACGCAUCAAUACGGAGAUUCCUUUAUUGUGAUAUAAUUACAAGUGGUUAGGUGAGUGAAUCCAAUGUGUUCACAACAAUGUGCGCAAACAAUGAAAUAUCCGAUGAUGAGUGUUUAAUGUAAACAACAGCAAUUAUACAUAGAAAUGUCUGAAGGAAAAA